Acanthopagrus latus (yellowfin seabream) is the source of this 2269-nucleotide messenger RNA. RefSeq names its product sulfotransferase family 5A, member 1 (gene sult5a1). Bases 475 to 1218 code for a protein of 247 amino acids. The record is from RefSeq and is a predicted model, not a curated record. NCBI's taxonomy places the organism in Eukaryota, Metazoa, Chordata, Actinopteri, Spariformes, Sparidae. Gene Ontology annotation, molecular function: sulfotransferase activity. Gene Ontology annotation, biological process: sulfation. Gene Ontology annotation, cellular component: cytoplasm. The transcript has 6 exons.
CACAGUUUUUUUUUUUUUUUUUAAGUAAUGCCAUCGUGUUGUUUGCUCAAAGGGAAAAAGAGGCAUGAAAGGACAGAGUAGAGAGACAGAGAGGUAAAUCAGAAAAAAAAAAAUCAGAGGGAGGUAAACACAAAAGGAAAAGUGGUGCAGCUAUAAAAGACGGACAGAAAGACACCAGCAGGUACUUACAGAUGUCACGGUUGGAUAUGUCCAGGAUGGAUGUCAUGGAAGUGUUUCAUGGUAUUUUGUUUCCUGGACAUCUGCACACCCAGGAUUCCUUGGAAAUUGCUCUAAAAUUUCCAUUUCAGGACACGGAUAUCCUCAUAGCCUCCUAUCCAAAGUCAGGUAAGAAGAGAACAGGAGCGGAUCAGGAUUCUCCAGUGAGUCAGCGCAAUGGAACUUACUGUGCUGAGUGACUCAGUGCAGAGAUAACGCCUCAUUCCAUUUUAGAAUGUGAUACUAAGCACCACGUGGAUGCAGGAAAUGGUGACCCUCAUAUCCAACAGAGGAGACCCACACUUGUCCCAAACCGUCCCAAACUGGGCUCGGGCUCCUUGGCUGGAGCAACAUUAUUUCGCUGCGGUACUGGAGGCAUCAUCCAUCACACCUCGAGUCAUCACCACACACCUGCCUCAUCACCUGCUGGGCCUGACACUCCAGAGCUCCAAAGCCAAGGUCAUCUAUGUGAGCAGAAAUCCCAAAGAUGUGUUGGUGUCCUUUUAUCACUUCCACAAAAUGGCCAACUUCCUCCCUGAGCCCGGCACAUUUCCAGAAUUUUUAAAUCGAUUCCUGGAGGGCACAUUGUCGUACGGAUCCUGGUUUGACCACGUUAAAGAAUGGACCAGUCAGACAGCGACGAUGAGCAAUCUGCUUCACAUCACCUAUGAAGAAAUGUUGCUGGACCCACAUGGCACCAUAAAGAGGGUGAGCUCUUUCCUACAAUGUCCGCUGAUGGAGGACGAGGUCAACAGCUGUGUGAAACAUUGCAGCUUCAGCAGCAUGAAAGACAACAAGAUGGUCAACUACACCCAGAUCGCCGAAGAAAUAAUGGACCACAGCAAAGGCUCCUUCAUGAGAAAAGGUAAGAUUGGAGAUUGGAAAAACAUGUUCACAGAGGAGCAGAAUCAAUAUUUCAGAAGUGUCUUCAAGUCCAAGAUGCAGAGCUGCACUUUAGAGUUUGUGUGGGAUGAGCAGGAUAAAGAGGAGACACGCGGCUGAUGAACGAAUUCCACCAAAGAAGAAAGAAACAAAGCUAUGUAUCGCAUCCCGUGAGAUGGAUCACAGGCGGAUGGUUUUCUCCAAGUUGUAGUUUAGAUACCAGCUGUACAAAACCUACAAACAUGCAGUGAAAUUAUGUAGAACUUUAAUCAAAUGUUACAGGAAACACUUUGAGACAUGCAACGCUUGCACCCUCCAAUGCCUCGUAUGUCUGUCACUGUCUCGCUUUCAUUAAUGUGUCUGUCCAUGAUGUAUUCAAUGUUUUGAUGCGAUAUACGUGCAAAUAAAAUCUGGAUCAACUAAGUUGUUAGACUGUUGACCACGACCUAUGUAAACGAUUUGCUGUUUGGUGCAGAACGAGUGGCACUUGAGGAGGUUGCUUAUGUGCAGUACGAGCAAAUAAAAUAAAUUGACAGUCGUGUAUGCAGCACAACAACGAGCAGAGGGCGAAGGACAGGUCAAAGGCUUUCAUACAAAGCUCCUCGUCCAGAGGGCUGAGCCGUCCUUGUACGUCCUGUCACUUCACACACCCAAAGAAAGGCGUUGUUACCCUCCAGUUUCCAUGAACUGGAGAGCUUUAAUGAAAUCCUAUUGAGUGGGUUCAAGUGCGGACAUAUGGUACAGAGUGUGCAGAACACGGUGCAACCCAUCUAGACUGUCAGUCCUCAGAGGCUUACAGCUGACAUCUAAUUGAGGCAUUACUAGUUAUAUGAUUUAACUUGUGUCCCGCAAUAAAGAUGGUGUGAAGAUGGUCAAGUGUUCCAAAAUCUUGUAAACACUUUUAUUAGCAGAGGUCAAAAAUCUUUUGGAUCUCCAUGCUAAAUAGAAUUGCAUGGAUGUGUGUUAUUUUUGCACUGUUGUUUGAAUCUGGAUUUAAAAUGACAAAUGGACCAAAUUCAUGUCCUCUAUUUAAACAUUCUGAUGUUGAAGUAACAGCUUGUACUUUUAGUGAACGCAUGUUUGGUUUCUUGCCGAGAUUUAGAUGAGUGGAUCAAUCCCCCAAUCAUGGAGAUGGUUGACUUAAUUUAGCGUAAAGAAAAGGGAAAGGGCU